This is a messenger RNA of Suhomyces tanzawaensis NRRL Y-17324, 2212 nucleotides long. It is a transcript of the gene OSM2, whose product is annotated as fumarate reductase. NCBI's taxonomy places the organism in Eukaryota, Fungi, Ascomycota, Pichiomycetes, Serinales, Debaryomycetaceae. The record is from RefSeq and is a predicted model, not a curated record. Gene Ontology annotation, molecular function: heme binding; oxidoreductase activity; FMN binding. The coding region runs from base 177 to 2123 and encodes 648 amino acids. The transcript has a single exon.
GCUAACUUACUCCCCACGCAAACUGGCCAACCACCUACGCAAAAGUGGCGAAAUAAGUCCCCAAAAAGCCAUUACACCUAACACAGGCUAAAUUGCUCCUACUACUACUCAACACCCUCCAAAACGUUUAACAACUCCUUUCCCAAGACUCCUUAUCAAUCACCAACUACUACCCCAUGAGCGUUCCCUCCAACAGCAUCAUCAUCGUGGGUGGCGGCUUGGCAGGCUUGUCUGCUGCCCACCAGGCGUAUCUCCGCGGAGCCAACGUGGUUCUUGUGGACAAACAAGGGUUCUUGAGCGGAAACAGUGGCAAGGCCACGUCGGGAAUCAACGGGUCGUUGACCCGCACCCAGGUGGACCUUGGCAUCAAGGACUCGGUGGACCAGUUCUACAAAGAUACCUUGGAAACUGCCAAAGACCGCGCCAACCCCGAGUUGAUCCGGGUAUUGACCCACCACUCGGCAGACGCCAUCCACUGGCUCCAGGAGGUGUUCGAGUUGGACCUCAGCGUGGUGUCGCGGCUAGGGGGGCACUCGCAGCCCAGAACCCACCGCGGCAAGGACUCCAAGUUUCCAGGCAUGGCCAUCACCUACAAGUUGUUGGAGUCGUUGGAGCGGUUGGCAGAGGUGGAGCCCCUGCGGGUGGCGAUCAAGAAGAACUGCCAGGUGCUCGACUUGAUCACCGAGGGAGAUCGCGUGUUGGGAGUCAAGUACAAGAACUUGAAGGAUAAGUCCAAGCACGAGCUCCGUGGACCCGUGAUCAUGAGCACAGGAGGCUACGCUGCUGACUUCACCAAGAACUCGCUUUUGCGGAAGUACAGGCCAGAUAUCAUCGAUUUGCCCUCUACCAACGGGGUGCACGCCACAGGCGAUGGCCAGAAGAUCAUCAUGAAGAACAACGGCGUGGGCAUCGACAUGGACAAGGUCCAGGUGCAUCCCACGGGGUUGAUCGACUUGGACGACUCCGACACCAUCAAUGGCAAGCUGAGUCCGCGGUUCCUCUUUCUUGGAGCCGAGGCCUUGCGUGGCGAGGGUGGCAUCAUGUUCAACGCCAAGGGCCAGCGGUUUGUCAACGAGCUAGGCACACGCGACUACGUCAGUGGCGAGAUGGAGAAGCAAAUCAAGCAAGGAAAUGGCCCCAUCAGGUUGGUGUUGAGCGAGGAAUGCGAAAAGAGGUUGGCGUUCCACGUUAAGCACUACAAAUCGCGCAACUUGAUGAAAACCAUCACGGGAGCAGAAUUGGUCAACGAGCUCGGAACUGACGAAAAGUCGUUGGCGGCCCAGUUGCACACUUACAACCAGGCUGCCAAAGGCGACAUCGACGACCCCUACGGAAAGAAAUACUUUCCUGCCACUCCGUUUGUGUUCGACAGCCACGCCAACUACCACGUCUCCUACAUCACGCGGGUGUUGCACUUUACCAUGGGAGGUGUCAAAAUCAACGACAAGUCGCAGGUGUUGUACGAGGCCGAUGGCAAGUCGCAGCCGUUCCAGGGAUUGUACGCAGCAGGCGAGUUGGCUGGCGGGGUCCAUGGCCACAAUCGGUUGGGAGGAUCGUCACUCUUGGCGUGUGUGGUGUACGGUAGGCUUGCAGCCGACCAGGCGUCCAGCUUUAAUUUGCAAAAAUUGAGCUCGGCCAGCCGCGACGAUGUGGCUGCGAAUAGAUUGAAGAUGGUCCAUCUCCACAUUGACCCCGAGGCUCCAGGAAGAGUGACUAUUGAGUGGGGAAAUGGAGCAGAUGGCUCGCACCCACAGACUGGCUCCAGCUCCGAAUCGAGUACUGGUACUGAUUCCGGCAAGGGAGCAUCCAGCCUGGCCAGUCCACCACCCGAAUCUUCGGGUGGUUUCAAGCAAUUCGAGAUCCCCUCGAAAGAGUUCACUCCUGAGGAGGUUGCCAAGCACAACACGGCCCAGGACUGCUGGGUGAUCAUCAAGAACGUGGUACUUGACUUGACGCCCUUCCUCAAAGACCACCCCGGAGGUGAGAACUCCAUCAUCAACUAUGCUGGCAAGGACGCUACCGAGAGCUUCGAAAUGUUACACGAGGAUAACUUUAUCCAAAAGUACACCCAGGACUGUGUCCUUGGAAGAGUCAAAGGAAAAACACCCGCUUUAGACCUCUAGCUAAAGUUUAUGGAAUAUAUAGUAUGUGACUUAGUGUAGCCACCCAACGUGGACCAGGACUCGAAUCAGCCAGGCUCGACAAUGCGAUU